Molecule: messenger RNA, 2794 nt
Organism: Tarenaya hassleriana
Lineage: Eukaryota; Viridiplantae; Streptophyta; Magnoliopsida; Brassicales; Cleomaceae
Product: probable serine/threonine-protein kinase At1g54610
Exons: 7
Coding region: 890-2641 (583 amino acids)
Biological process (GO): positive regulation of transcription elongation by RNA polymerase II; protein phosphorylation
Cellular component (GO): cyclin-dependent protein kinase holoenzyme complex; nucleus
Molecular function (GO): cyclin-dependent protein serine/threonine kinase activity; RNA polymerase II CTD heptapeptide repeat kinase activity; ATP binding
Source: RefSeq, a predicted model, not a curated record
GCUUCUAUUUAUCCCCUUUUCUUGUCUGAAGCAAGCAGGAAAAAAACAUAAAAGAAGAAGAAGAAGAAAAAUACAGGAGAGAGAGAGAGAGGGAGAGAGAGGGGGAGAGAGUCAAUUUGAAGCAGUUUAACGAAUCCUCCCUCUUUUGUUUUUGAUCUUUUUCUCAGAUUUUACCAAAGUGGGUUUCUUUCUCCUCAAUUAAUGGCGGUAUGUGUUCGUGUGUAUGUACAUCCGUAUAUGUGUAUGUAUAUCACCUUGCCUUUAUCAAAGCCCUAAUCGAUUUAUCUUCCUUUUUUUUGCUUUAAAGGUUUCUUUUUUUUAAAACUUCAGGACCUCGACUCCAUUUUCUUAAUUCUCUCUCUCUCUCUCUCUGUGAAUUUGGAAUCCCUCAUUUGUUAAUUUUGUUGUCCCUUUCGUUGAGCCAGCUUAUGUAGAUGUAUCUAACUACUUUCAGAUCCUUCCUCUCUUUGACUUGUCUUACGGCCUGACAGCUCCUGUCUGAAAUUAGGGUGUGUUUUUUCUUCUCUUUGGGUCUUUCUGCAGCUCGCUCUCGCUUGUUCAAGCUCGUGAUCUGACCAUCUGGGUUCUGAAUUCCGCUACUCCUGGAUCAUAAAGUAUAAAUUUUUCUUUUGCCCUUUUUCUGUUCUUAGUCAAUCUGAUCCCGAUACGAACCAUCUUCGGGUUUGGAGCUGAAUCUGGCUGUUCCUGUGUCGUAUAGGAAGAAAUCGCCGUCGGAAAUUGUAGAAUUUCCCGUUCUUUAUGAUCGAUUCUGGUCUUGGAUUGUAUGUAUGUGUUUGGUAGAUAGCUGAUCAGAGAGAGAGAGAGAGAGAUUCAUCAGGGACCGGUUGAUGUUCAGAACAUGUUGAGAAAUGAGUAGCAAGUUCUCGAAAUGGGGUGCGUUUUGGGACGACCUGAAUCCUCAGGCUCAGUGGCUGAAUCUAGACACGACAAUAGCACACGGAUCGAAUCUAAUAGAAAGGAAGUGAACGAUCUGUCCGUGACGAAAACCGAAACAGAGAGCAGUAGCGUCCUUGUUGCUGCUGCUGCUGCUGAGAUUCAGAACGAUGAGGCUGUGGUCAGGAAGGAGGAGAACGUCGUGACUAAGGAACGAAAACCGAAAGGGGAAAGAAGAAGGGCUAAGCCAGAUCCGAGAAAGAGCAACCCGCCGAGGAAUUUGCACGGCGAGCAGGUCGCUGCAGGAUGGCCUUCGUGGCUGUCCGAAGUUUGCGGGGAGGCGCUCAACGGAUGGCUUCCCCGAAAGGCAGACUCGUUUCAGAAGAUCGAGAAGAUUGGAUCGGGAACAUAUAGUAACGUCUACAAGGCGAAAGAUACAUUGACGAACAAGAUCGUUGCUUUGAAGAAGGUUCGGUGCGACAUUGUGGAACGCGAGAGUUUGAGGUUUAUGGCUCGGGAGAUUCUCAUAUUACGGAGAUUGGAUCAUCCUAAUGUCAUAAAAUUGGAAGGUUUGGUCACUUCAAGGAUGUCAAGUAGUUUAUACUUGGUGUUCCAAUACAUGGACCAUGAUCUGGCCGGUCUUGCUGCUAGCCCCGAUAUAAAGUUUACGGUCCAACAGGUUAAAUGCUAUAUGCAACAACUGCUCUCGGGGCUCGAGCAUUGUCAUAGUCGAGGAGUGCUUCACCGUGAUAUCAAAGGGUCGAAUCUUCUUAUAGACGAUGAAGGGGUACUUAGAAUCGGGGACUUUGGGCUUGCGACCUUCUUUGACCCGAGCAGCAGGCAACCGAUGACGAAUAGGGUCGUUACUUUAUGGUAUAGAGCUCCCGAGCUUCUCCUAGGUGUCGUUGAAUACGGUGUCGGUAUUGAUUUAUGGAGCGCCGGCUGCAUUUUAGCCGAGUUGCUCUCUGGCCGACCCAUCAUGCCAGGCCGUAACGAGGUGGAGCAAUUACAUAGGAUAUACAAGUUGUGUGGUUCGCCUUCGGAAGAGUAUUGGAGAAAGCUUAAAUUCCCGAGCCAUCAUAAGAAUGUGUACAAGCCACGAGAGCCUUACAAGAGGCGGAUAAGAGACGUUUUCAAGGAUUUCUCGGCCGAGUCGCUUUCUCUCCUCGAUACUCUCUUGGCAUUCGACCCGGCUGAGCGCCAGACUGCCUCGGAUUCUCUCAUGAGCGAUUUCUUUACAACGGAGCCUCUUCCGUGUAGACCUUCGGAUCUUCCCAAAUAUCCUCCGACCAAAGAGAUCGAUGCCAAGAAACGAGAUGACGAGUUCCGGAGACAAAGAGAAGCUCGUAAGGCUCAAGGAGAGAGCGGAAGAAGAGCGAGACCCCGUGAACGUGGCCCGAGAGCCAUGCCUGCCCCUGAAGCCAAUGCCGAGAAUCAAUCCAACAUCAACAAACUGAGAUUGAUUACGCACGCGAACGCGAAGAGCAAGAGCGAGAAGUUUCCUCCGCCGCAUCAGGACGGGGCGCUCGGUUUUCCGGUGGGAUCUUCACGGCGAGUUGACCCAUCGGAGAUCCCUUUCAGCUCGACGUCCUUCACUGCUUACUCGAACGAGCCUCUCCAGACAUGGUCGGGCCCCCUCCCGGUCCCCGACACGUCCCGGAGAUGGAGACACGGCGGCGAGACGUCGGCCAGGAAGAAUGAUCGGAGACUGGAUGCUAAGGUUAAGGGGAAGAGAGCCAUUGUCUGAUAGAUCCUUCUGCCUCAUUCAAAGGUUGCCUCUUUUUUUUUUUAAAAUCAAAAUACGUAAUGAGAAACAAAACGAAGAAGAACAAUUAAAGCUUCCAUUUUUUUUAUAUGUUUUGAUAUUAUUAUAUGAGGAAGUUUACCACUUUGGACCCGA